AUGUCUGACGCGCUCAUGGCCGAGUUCGGCAAAGCUGCCCCGUUCCUGCGCAAGUCUGAGCGCGAGCGUCUGGAGGCGCAGACACGCGCCUUCGACAUAAAGACGGCAUGUUUUGUGGUUGAUGACAAAGUGGAGUACGUGAAGGCGACAGUGCAGAGCCGCGAGGCUGGAGCGGUCACGGUGAAGACAGAGGACGGCGAGGUGCGCACGGUGAAGGACACCGCGGUGCAUCCUCAGAACCCGCCAAAGUUUGAUAAGAUCGAGGACAUGGCCAUGUUCACAUUCCUACACGAGCCCGCCGUGCUCUUCAACUUGAAGGAGCGCUACGCGGCCUGGAUGAUCUACACCUACUCUGGCCUCUUCUGCGUCACUGUCAAUCCCUACAAGUGGCUGCCGGUGUACGAUGCCGACGUGGUGGCAGCAUACCGCGGGAAGAAGCGCACUGAAGCUCCGCCCCACAUCUUCUCCAUCUCCGAUAACGCAUACCAGUACAUGCUGACGGACCGCGAGAACCAGUCUGUGCUCAUCACUGGAGAAUCCGGCGCAGGAAAAACUGUUAACACCAAACGGGUCAUCCAGUACUUCGCCAGCAUCGCUGCGGUGGGCGGAGCCAACAAGAAGGACCAGAACAAGGGCACGUUAGAAGACCAGAUCAUCCAGGCCAACCCGGCGCUCGAGGCUUUCGGGAACGCCAAGACUUCGCGUAACGAUAACUCGUCACGCUUUGGGAAGUUCAUCCGUAUUCACUUCGGCACCAGCGGCAAACUGUCGUCCGCCGACAUCGAGACAUAUCUGCUAGAGAAGUCCAGAGUGACCUUUCAGCUCAAGGCUGAAAGGAACUACCACAUCUUCUACCAGAUCCUGUCCAAUCAGAAGCCAGAGCUGCUGGAGCAGCUGCUGAUCACCACAAACCCGUACGAUUACGCUUACACAUCUCAGGGCGAGGUCACCGUGGCGUCCAUCAACGACGCCGAUGAGCUCAUGGCCACGGAUAGUGCCUUUGACGUGCUGGGUUUCACGGCCGAAGAGAAGGCGGCGGUCUACAAGCUCACGGGUGCCAUCAUGCACUAUGGAAACAUGCGCUUCAAGCAGAAGCAGCGAGAGGAGCAGGCGGAGUCAGAUGGCACAGAGUCGGUCGAUAAGUCGGCCUUCCUCAUGGGGCUGAACUCGGCAGACCUCAUCAAAGGCCUGUGUCACCCUCGCGUCAAAGUGGGGAACGAGUAUGUGACCAAAGGCCAGAGUGUGGACCAGGUGUACUACUCCAUUGGCGCGCUCGCGAAGUCGGUGUACGAGAAGAUGUUCAAUUGGAUGGUGGUGCGCAUUAACCAUAGCCUGGACACCAAGCAGCACCGACAGUACUUCAUCGGCGUUUUGGACAUCGCCGGAUUCGAGAUAUUUGACUACAACACUUUUGAGCAGCUGUGCAUCAACUACACCAAUGAGAAGCUUCAGCAGUUCUUCAACCACCACAUGUUUGUUCUGGAGCAGGAGGAGUACAAGAAGGAGGGCAUCGACUGGGAGUUCAUCGACUUUGGCAUGGACCUGCAGGCCUGCAUAGACUUGAUAGAGAAGCCGCUCGGCAUCCUGUCCAUCCUGGAAGAAGAGUGCAUGUUCCCCAAGGCCAGUGACCAGACCUUCAAGGCCAAGAUGUACGACAACCACCUGGGUAAAAACAAGAUGUUUGAGAAACCGCGUGCCGCCAAAGGCAAAGCCGAGGCGCACUUCGCUCUGGUGCAUUACGCUGGGACGGUGGACUACAAUAUAACCAACUGGCUGGUGAAAAACAAGGACCCUCUGAAUGAGACGGUGGUGGGACUGUACCAGAAGUCCUCUCUGAAGCUGCUCAGUCUGCUCUUCUCCAGCUAUGCAGGCGGCGACAGCGACAAAGGAGGAAAAGGAGCCAAAAAGAAGGGGUCCUCUUUCCAAACAGUGUCUGCACUUCAUAGAGAAAACCUGAACAAACUCAUGACCAACCUGAAGACCACUCACCCGCACUUUGUACGCUGCCUCAUCCCAAAUGAGUCCAAGACACCGGGAGCGAUGGACAACUGCUUGGUGCUGCACCAACUGCGCUGCAACGGCGUUCUGGAGGGAAUCCGCAUCUGCAGAAAAGGUUUUCCGAACCGCGUCCUGUACGGAGACUUCAAACAACGCUACCGCAUCCUGAACGCGGCCGCCAUCCCUGAAGGCACCUUCCUGGAUUGUAAGAAGAGCACAGAGAAGCUGCUGGGCUCUCUGGACAUCGACCACACGCAGUACCGCUUUGGAAACACCAAGGUGUUCUUUAAGGCGGGGCUCCUGGGUACUCUGGAAGAGAUGAGGGACGAGCAGCUGUCUCGCAUAAUCACUCGCCUUCAGGCCAACGCCCGCGCGCUCCUCAUGAGGGAGCGCUUUGCUCAGCUGGUGGAGCGCCGAGACGCUCUCAUGGUCAUACAGUGGAACCUGCGUUCGUUCCUCGCCGUGAAGAACUGGCCCUGGAUGAAGCUCUUCUUCAAAAUCAAACCUCUGUUAAAAAGCGCAGAGGCCGAGAAGGAGAUGGCCAACAUCAAAGAGGAGUUCCAGCGAGUCAAGGAAGCGCUGGAGAAGUGCGAGAUGCGGCGCAAAGAGCUGGAGGAGAAGAUGGUGGGGCUGACCCAGGAGAAGAAUGACCUGACGCUGCAGAUCCAGUCCGAGCAAGACACGCUGUCAGACGCAGAGGAGCGCUGUGAGCAGCUGAUCAAGAGCAAGAUUCAGCUGGAGUCCAAACUCAAGGUACGCGAAAACCUCAGUCUGAGGGACGUGGCCAUGGACCUCACCAGAGUCUGA
This is a messenger RNA of Knipowitschia caucasica, 2805 nucleotides long. Lineage: Eukaryota; Metazoa; Chordata; Actinopteri; Gobiiformes; Gobiidae. The record is from the annotation of a GenBank genome assembly.